UCAGAUCAAACUGAAAUCAAGCACAGCAAAAAGCGCUUAGCGACUCGGACUUCUUAAAAAAUAUUCUAAGUUAGAAAAAAGAAGGUUUUGUAAAUUAAGUUGGACUUAUUUGCAAAAAAACUCUGCUGCAUAUAAGUACUCAACAAAUUAAGAUAUCUACUUUAGGAAUGAAAUAUUUGUAAUCUUUCACACUGGAUACGGAUGAAAUGAUCACGGCCAGUGACACCCAGGACUUUGUUCCAUUCGGCCGAGAAUAUGUUCAACAGCAUCCUGGGAAAUUUCAAAUACAGGUACAAAAUGUGGUUCACACUGAUCCUGGACUUCCACUGCUGAAGUCGUUCAGAGAUAUUUCAAUCCAGGAUAAUGGCAAGAAGGAGCAGUGGACAUUUUACUCGGAUCCAGAUAAAGAUGGUCACCAUGGUAACUAUGAUGAGGAGUUAUAUGUGAGUGGAAACACUGUGGUGUGGAGUAAAGGAGGCCUAGAUGGCUGCAGAUCUGUUGUUAAAACAUUCACCAUGGAUACACCAGUACUUCAGGCAUUAUGGUGUAAAUUUGUCAUACCGGAAAGUUCCAAUCCAGAGGAAAUUUGCUCUACUCUAGACACUGAAGGUGUGGUACAGUGUGGAGUGUGUGUUGUAGAGUCAAGCUGUGUUAGUUGCUUUAUGGAAGAUGGCAGUGAUUACUUAGCAGCUCUUCCCUUUCAGGUUGCACAUGUAUGGGUGAUCAAGAAUGGUCUGUUGUUUGAGAGAACAGUAUCUCCAACAGAAUACAGAUCUCUGAAAAGAAAUGCACCAAACCAGACAACUGUGUUCAGUAUGUUACAUCCCCUAGAUGAGGUAGCUCCUGUCAUUACUAAAACUGGUUCUGCGGGAAGUCAGAAAACAUCUUAUCUUACAGAUAAUACCCAGCAUGUUGUUUUCUCCAGCUUAGAUCCAUCUAUAGUUCUCACGUAUGAUACAAUGGUUGGCGUACACUCAGCAUGGAAAGUAAGAAGAGCAAGAACAGAGGAGUGUAGUGCUGUAUGUAACACGUGGGAUCAGUCUGCCAGUAUAUAUCAGAUGGGUCCAUGUACUCCAGCUCAGAACUUUAACCAGUCUAGUAGUAGCAUGUCUCGUCACUAUGGUAACAUCUCAGCUUCACCUCAGGUAUCACCACUGAGAAGUUUCUCUGGUCGUAUUAGUUCUCCAGCCUUCAUGUCUCACUCACAAAGUCCCUUGACAGGCAAUCCACCUGGCCUAGACAGACGUUCACAAAGCCCGGCUAUGUUAGGUAAUACAUCACUACACAGACUUCAUACUCCAUCUCCACAAACAUCUAAAUCUCCGGGAAACUUCUAUCGUACCCCAGCUAACAUGUCCCUCAUCAAUGAAAGUAUAUCAGAAUGGAUCGAACCAAUAACACCUGAGAUAUGCUUGGAACAUAUCUGGACAGAAACUGCACCUGCUAUAAGGGACGGGUCCCUAGGAAAAUCAUCAAAAGCAUUUCAGACUCGUGACCUGUGUGGUCAGCAGUAUUUGUGUUACUUAAUCUCAUAUAGACAGCAGUUACGUUGUGUAAAAUUUGAGGAAAGUAACGAUCUGAAGAAACUUGUAUUUGGUACAGUAAACAUUAUUCCAUGUAAAGAUGCUGUCCCUAUUGAAAGUAAAGAUCUGCUGAUUGUACUUGAUACAAGUGGUUGUUUGUAUGUGUACAGUGGAAUAACAAAGAUUAAUCGUUUACAUGUUCCUACACUUCCUGUUGGUGGGAAUAUGUCUCUCAGUAUGUUACGCCAAAUGACACCAUUACAGAGUCCUGUUAGAGGGGGUGUAUUUACUUCCAGUCGACCACCUAGUGCAAUGGAUGCAAGAUUUGAUGAAGAGUUUCAGUUGAAUCAGAUCUCCCCUGUACAAACAGAAUUUGAUGAGUCAGCAAAUUAUGAUGAUUUCCCUGUAGGUUGUGGAUAUAUACAGUGUUUGAGAGACAAUAUCUCAGACAGGUUCACUUUAGAACUGACCAAUGGUCAUUUAUGUAGAUGUACUAUACCAGAUAUGACCAACUCUCCAGGAAUAGAUCUCAGCUUAAAGGCAUUGAAGCACAUGUUGCCACGUGACUUGGCGUUACAGAUGUUAGGUAAAUGGUAUACAGUGAGAAAUUCACCAGGCGGCAUUGGAAGUCAGCCUGAAUGGAUGAUGUUUAUACGAUGUUUACUAGGCAUGAUGGGAUAUGAUACAGCUAAACUUCCUCUUACAUUUAAGCAAGAAAUGGAUCUGUCUCUGUCCCCAGUCUCAGCAAAGAGGGCAAAAACAUCUGACCAGGGAUCUGAGGAGGAUUGGGAGUGGAUGUUAAGUUCAGAUCACCACAAGUUUGUUACUGAGAGUCUAGAAGAUGUCCUAGGUUUGUCUGUCUGUAAUGUGAUACCAGAAAGUACCCAGUAUCAGCAGGCAACAAUCAACACAACCGCCAUAUUGUUUACUCAUAUCCCAGCAUGCUUCAUGGCUUUACAUCUUGUUUAUGAGGAAUUAAAAUUGAACAGUUUGUUAGUGGAGGAAGUGGAACAGCUAGUUGUAUUACUACACCAGCUAGCAGUAGAUCUGAGAUGUAACCCUCCAUCUGAUUGGCCAGAGGAAUCCUAUGCUCUAAUUGGUCGAGAAGACAUAAGCAAGUUGAUGUCACUACAAGAUAGAGAAGAUGUGUCCCCACCCCCAGGAAUUUUCAAGAGAAAACCUAGCCCUCAAUCUCAAGGGACAAAAGAAGAAGAUGAUGGCAUGGAACAUCUUGAUGAUGAGUAUUUGAGGUUGAGAUUUAGCGAGGAUCUAAGAGUACAAGAAGCUAGGAGAUUAUUACAGUCCUCAAGACCAGCUAGAAUAUCUCUAGUACAAAAACCAGAAAUAAGUGACCAUGAUUUUAUAGAGGAGCAGGAACGACAUUUAUAUGCAAUAUGUAUCAGAACUAUGGCUCUAUCUGUUGGCAGGGGCAUGUUUACAAUGAGCACAUACCAUCCUCUAUCUACAGAAACAUUACCCAUACCUAAACUCUGUCUCACAGGGAAAGCCCCACCAAGGAAUACAACAGUAGACUUGUCUCAUAUAGAUACACCAGCUAACAUGACAGCAUGGCCACUGUUCCAUAAUGGUGUUGCCGCAGGAUUGAGGAUUGCAGAUUUCUCUCAAGUAGACUCAUCAUGGAUCAUGUACAAUAGACCUAAGAGUAAUGAACUGAACAAUGAAUAUGCAGGAUUUUUAAUGGCACUGGGACUAAACAAACAUCUUGUUAAAAUGAACAUACUUAAUAAACACAAUUACCUUAGUAAGGGACAUGAAACAACAACAAUAGGUCUGCUGCUAGGAGUUGCUGCAGCCAAACGUAGCACUAUGGAUCUAUCAACAAUGAAAAUGUUAAGUAUACAUCUACCAGCAAUGUUACCACCUACCUCUACAGAGCUCAAUAUAUCACAUAACAUGCAGGUGGCAGCUAUACUUGGUGUAGGGCUUGUAUUUCAAGGCACUGGUCACAGACACACAGCAAAUAUACUCUUAGCUGAGAUAGGUCGACCACCUGGUCCAGAGUUACAGAAUUGUACAGACAGAGAAUCAUAUUCCCUAGCUGCAGGUCUCGCACUUGGACUUGUUAUGUUUGGUAAAGGAAAGGAGACAAUGGGGACAUCAGAUCUCAGUAUGGCAGAUACAUUAUAUCAUUUUAUGGUGGGAGGUCACAAACGGCCACUGAUUGGACCAAGUCAAGAAAGAUACAAGACCCCAAGUUACCAGAUUCAGGAAGGUGACACUGUUAAUGUAGAUGUGACAUCACCAGGUGCUACACUAGCACUUGGAAUGCUUUACUUCAACACAAAAAACAGAGCAGUAUCAGAGUGGUUACAGGUUCCAGACACACAGUUUAUGCUGGACCAAGUCAGACCAGACUUUCUACUUCUUAGGACACUAGCUCGAGGUCUUGUGAUGUGGGAUACUGUUUUACCUUCCAUAGAUUUCCUCAAACAAACAAUUCCUCAGAUACUGGAAGACUAUGCCUUUCAUAAAUAUCAGAUGGAAGAUGAGGAUAAUACCAUAGAUUUUGAAACUAUGAGUCAGGCAUAUUGCAAUGUAGUGGCUGGAGCAUGUAUGGUGAUUGGUUUAAAGUUUGCUGGAUCAGCCAAUCAGGAAGCUUUUGACACACUGGUAGAGUGUAUGAAUCGGUCGUUAAAGGUUAUAUCUACACCACCUCUAGUAGAACAAGCUGGCAAGAGUACAGUAGAAAAUUCUAUGAUGACAAUACUGCUCUCCAUGGCAAUGGUAAUGGCAGGAACAGGUAAUCUUGAAGUGUUACGUAUGUGUAGAAUGUUCCGGUCGCGGGUCGGACCACCAUAUAACCUGUAUGUGAUGUAUGGAUCUCAUAUUGCUAUCAGUAUGGCAAUAGGAUUACUCUUCCUAGGUGGUGGCAAGUACACAUUGAGCACCAAAGAUGAAGCUAUAGCUGUAAUGUUGUGUGCUUUCUUCCCCAAGUUCCCUACUCAUAGUAAUGACAAUAGGUAUCAUUUACAAGCAUUCCGUCACCUGUAUGUCCUAGCAUCAGAGUUAAGAACAAUGUUACCACGAGAUGUUGAUACAGGAUUUCCCUGCUAUGUUCCUAUAGAAAUCAGGUUUAAAGAUACAGAGCAUUAUUGUAAUGAGUCAUAUAGAACAUCAGCACCAUGUACAUUACCAGAACUUGAUCUUCUACAAGAGAUCAAAAUACUUGGACCGAGAUAUUGGCCGAUUGUAUUUCACAAAGAUAAAAACUGGAAGAGCUUAAAGUUACUAUUAAAACAUAAUGGAACAUUGUAUGUGAAACAGAGAGCUGGUCAUCUUUCAUAUGUAGAAGAUCCUAAGGGUUAUAGAAGUAUGCUUGCCAAAUCUCUGACAGUGGACCAGUCAUCACAAACUUGUGUUAAGCCUGACAUCAUUAAAGCAUUUACAUCAGAUAGUAAGGUUAUAGCACUGACUGAGUACUUCUUUAGUAAACAUGGCGAUACUCAUGAAGAUCUACUACAAGUGCUAUCAGAUAUCUUAUAUGAAUGUGUAACCCAUGAGAAACCAGAGGCCAUAUCUACACAUAUAACUCUAGACCAGGUAACUAGACGUUCAGAGUUUCAGUGUACAUCUCUAGGUAUAAGUCAGCUUAAGUUGAUAUUUGCCUACUAUAACCUGGAACAUUCAUCUGUCCCCACUGGUAAUGAAAUGUUAGACCACUCUGGUGUCCAUGAAGAAUUCCAGGGGCAGCAACUCCUCAAACCUGAGUUUAUACUCUCUACUAAAAACAGACUAAAAGAUGUGCUGGAUAAAUGGUUACAAGAGAACUUGUCUGUACUAGUGAAGUACAUGAAGGGUGAGACAGUGAAAGGAUCAGCAGUAAAGAAUUUGUCUGCUGUGUUAGUGUGGUACGAUAUACCAAGUCCUGCUGAUAUUGCACAUAUCUCCAUUGAUGGUGUACCUAGUUUACCAGCGUUGUAUGCAGCCCUACCACAGUUACAUGUGAGCACAUUGAUGAUGUUACUGAAGGCCUGGAGAACUGACAGAUGACCCACAUUACCAUAGAACUAUAUAUACAUCACUUACUGCUAGCAUGUUACCAUAGAGAUUUAAAUACAUCAUUUAGCAUGUUACCAUAGAAACUUAAAUACAUCAUAAACUUAUAGCAUGUUACCAUGGAGAUUUAAAUUGUACUCUGCUAGCAUAUUACCUUAAAGGUUAAUCAUUUACAUUCUUUGGAUAUAGACUUAUUAUUACACUCAGUGUUGAUAAAAUAACUGGAACAGAUGACGUGUCAUGCAAAUAUAUAGACAAGAGUUCUGUCAUAACUAGCUGUAGGAAACACAUGGACAAUAUUUGAAAUGGAUCUGUCAUAGAGUGGAGAACUUUUCCAGUCUCACCUUUCCUGACACAGAAUCAUGUACAAUUUAGCAAAACAUUAACUUGAAAAUGUGGCUUCAUGCUUACAAAAAAGAACAAAUAAACAAUUUGAAGAAGGCAUAAUUAUCUAAAUAAAGUAUAGCAUAUGUAUAAACUAAGAAGAAAUUCAUUCAGUCAUUCUUAUAGAAUGAUUUAUGUAUUGGUUUUAGCACAGGUUUCCAAACAAUGAAAAUAAAUAUUUUCAUACUUAUAGUAUGGUCCUGUUGUGAGUGUUUGAAAACUUACUUUGUUUCAGGCAGCAUGGUUUAUUAUUUUUUCUCAAAAGUUAAAUUUAUCUAUCUAGUGAUAUUGUUUCUAUGACAACGUUGAAAAUGUAUUUGAAACAAUGAAAUUUGUGAAUUGUUUUUUGUAUAUUUAUAUCCUGUUGCAUAUAUCUUGUAUAGAUCAUGUUAAAAUGUUGACUCAUUCAAUGAUUCAUACUUAUAUAUACAUUAAUAAACAAGUAAAAAUAUUUAA
This is a messenger RNA of Ruditapes philippinarum (Manila clam), 6380 nucleotides long. Its product is annotated as anaphase-promoting complex subunit 1-like. Gene Ontology annotation, biological process: metaphase/anaphase transition of mitotic cell cycle; anaphase-promoting complex-dependent catabolic process; protein K11-linked ubiquitination. The record is from RefSeq and is a predicted model, not a curated record. Gene Ontology annotation, molecular function: molecular adaptor activity. Gene Ontology annotation, cellular component: anaphase-promoting complex. Bases 207 to 5534 code for a protein of 1775 amino acids. The transcript has 43 exons. Lineage: Eukaryota; Metazoa; Mollusca; Bivalvia; Venerida; Veneridae.